Siniperca chuatsi (mandarin fish) is the source of this 1449-nucleotide messenger RNA. RefSeq names its product trace amine-associated receptor 13c-like. Bases 8 to 1159 code for a protein of 383 amino acids. The record is from RefSeq and is a predicted model, not a curated record. Gene Ontology annotation, biological process: G protein-coupled receptor signaling pathway. The transcript is spliced from 2 exons. Gene Ontology annotation, cellular component: membrane. NCBI's taxonomy places the organism in Eukaryota, Metazoa, Chordata, Actinopteri, Centrarchiformes, Sinipercidae. Gene Ontology annotation, molecular function: trace-amine receptor activity.
GCGGAGUAUGACGCAUAGAGUGAGGCAGGAGGAAGAUCAGUGUCCAAGAGAGAGACUGACAGAAAGGAGGGGAGGGAGAAGGGGCAAUGAGGAGAGGGAUAAAGCAGCUGUACGACACAGAACUUUGCUGAGAAAGCUGUUCAGCAGCUUCUCCUCUCCUCCUCUCUCUCUGAUGAUGCAGACCCUGGAGGGAGAUGAACUCUGUUUUCCACAGCUCCUCAACACCUCCUGCAAGAAGCACAUACGCCCUCACUCUGAGGCAAUGCUCAUUUACAUUCUGCUGUCCUCCAUCUCUCUGCUCACUGCGGCUCUCAACCUGCUGGUCAUCAUCUCCAUCUCCCACUUCAGGCAGCUCCACACCCCCACCAACCUCCUCCUCCUCUCUCUGGCUGUCUCAGACUUCCUCGUGGGCCUCCUUGUGAUGCCGUUUCAAAUCCUCCUAACAGAGCCCUGCUGGCUCCUGGGUGACCUGGUGUGUGUUCUGUAUUAUUUUGUACCCUUUAUCACUAUCUGCGCCUCAGUGGUAAACAUGGUGCUCAUAUCGGUCGACCGCUAUGUGGCUAUCUGUGACCCUCUGCACUACCCCACCAAAAUCACUCAAAAGAGAGUUCAGAUCUGCAUUUUCCUGUGUUGGGGUUACUCUGUUUUCUGUAGUGUUGUGCUUUUAUAUGAUAACCUGAAACAACCAGGCAUGUACAGGUCCUGCUAUGGAGAAUGUGUGAUUACCAUAAUAGGAGUUGUUGAUCUUGUUUUAGGCUUGGUGAUUCCCAUCACUGCCAUCAUCACCCUGUAUGUGAGAGUGUUUGUGGUGGCUGUGUCUCAAGCUCGUGCCAUGCGCUCCCACAAUGCAGCAGUCACAUUGCAGCGUUCAGCAACUGUAACUGCUAAGAAAUCUGAGAUGAAAGCAGCCAGGACUCUUGGUGUCAUUGUUGUUGUGUUUCUCAUGUGUUACUGUCCAUAUUACUGUGUCUCUCUCUCAGGCUACAACCUCAUGAUCGGUUCUUCAACUGAAGUCUUUAUGAUUUUUCUGGUAUUUUUUAACUCCUGUCUAAACCCUGUGAUCUACGCCUUUUUCUACCCCUGGUUUAGAAAAUCUGUUAGACUCAUUGUUACUCUUGAGAUACUGCAGCCUCACUCCUGUCAGGCCAACAUACUGUAGAGAGAAACUGUGGAGUGACUGACACGAGACUCAUGAGCUUCUUAUCUUCUAUUAAUGUUGUACGUAUAUAUAUAAAAUGAUGUUAUUAUCUUUGUUGUAUCUUUCUUCAUUGCAGUUCAAGGGCAGACUGUACUCCAGUUAUUGAUUCUGUGAUCAGGACAGUCUCUCUCUGUCUGCUACAGAAAGGUCUUUGAAUAAUCAAUCACAAUGAUGAUCAAAAUCACCACAAUGAAAGGAAACACAUUUAUUUUCCAAUAUUCCAAUGUCAAUAAAGUCAAACUUAACCAGAA